GAAGUUCAGAGCAUUAUUGGCAAAGAGAGUCAAACUCUAAAGGAUAUCAUGGAGAAGCUCCGGAUCAAGUAUUCUGAAAUGUAUACAAUAGUUCCUGCAGAGAUUGAAGCACAGUUGGAGGACUGCAAGAAAGUAUUGCGAGACCUAGAAGACAAGGUUAGCUUUGAAAUCUUGCAGAGCUCUCCUCAGUAUGUGCUGAAAAGAAAAGCAGAAACUAUUAACAAUGGUCUUCAAGCUAUUGAAAAGAUGUUAGAACAGAAGAGUGAAAACAUUGCAAAAGCCAAAGAAGUUCAGAAGCAAAUCUGGGAUAUGCUGGACCUUUGGCAUUACAAACUCAAUGAACUGGAUGCAGAAGUGCACGACAUAGUAGAGCAGGAUUCCUGCCAUGCACAGGAGCUGAUGGAUAUCUUGGUAACCCCCCUUCAGCAGUACCAACAGGUCUCGCAACUUGCCGAGCGCAGAACUGCCGUUUUGAACAAGGCUGCCAACAAGAUGGAAGAAUAUGAGGAACUCUUAAAGGAUGUGAAAGUUUGGAUAGAAAGCACCAAGUGCUUGCUAAGAGCAGAUGCUCAACAUGACUCUGCGAAAAGCUUACGCAAACAUACUGAUGACCUUCACAUGGCCUUGGAAGACUCAGAGCAAAAGCAAAAUCUCCUGCACAAUGUUUACUUGGAGCUGGAGGAGCUAACACCAGUCUUUGAGACAGACAGUGUGAUGCAACAGCUAAAUGAAAUAGAUGAUCAAGUAGCAACUUUACAGCAAGAGACAGCUGAGAUUCUUCCACAGAUCCAGCAUGUGGCUGAUGAAUUGGAUGCCAUUGAAUCUCAUGUGAAAGCAUUUGAGAAGGAUAUUGCCGAAAUGAAGACAAUCCUGUCAUCAGAUGAUCUGUUAGAAUUUUCUCCUAAAGACCAACUUAAACAUGGACAGGUUGUACUUGACCACGUUGGCCCCAUGCAGAAGACCAUUGUUCAUAUACUGUCCUACAAAGAAGCACUUCAGCUACCAGGGGUGAAAACGCAACCUUUCUCAAUCUUCCAAAGAGCAAGAAAACUCUUGAGAGAAUUGAAGAAAUUAGAAAAAAUUACUCAGGAACAAAAUGACUUACUGGAGGAUUCUGUAAAGAAAACAGAAGAAUGUGAGCAAGAAAUUGAAAAGUUGAAACAGUUCUUGAAGAACCAUUUGGUUGAAAUAUCACAUGAAGAUCAACCGCCGGCUCAGAAGACUCAUUGUCCAGAGGGAGAAAUGGAAGCUGUAAAAGAAGAAAUCAUUAAGCUGUGCCAAAGAAAGGAAGACAUCCUCACCAGGAUGAAGAAUUCAAUGUCUGAUCUUCACCAGUGCUUACAGCAAGAAGUGGCUGAAUCAGAAGAUGAACCCACAGCCUCUCUCAAGGCACAAAGUGACUUGAUUUGGACUGAUGUUUCUGGUCACCAGCUGAAAAAAAGAGGAAUGAUGUCUCUUCUGCCUUCCUUAGAUGAAGAAUCAGAAGACUGUUCUUUCCACAGCAAAGGAAGUACAGCCACAGAGACAGAUGCAAGCUUUUGGCCUCCAGAAAGAGAUGAUGAAAGGCACAAGGAAGACAGUGCAACCUCCUGGUCUUCUGGUACCUUGUCCAAUGGCAUCAUUCAGGAUGCUGAUGAGAUAACAGAAUCACACAGUAAACACGGUGAGGAAACGUCUGUGCAAACUUUGCAGAGCACUGCAGGCCCUGGCACAGGUGAUGGCAGUCAGGCUAUGGGUGACAAGCUGCCUCCUGUCCCCAUCGCCACCCCGGGCUCUCGAGGGAAAGCGGGAGAUUCGGAGAAAACCGUGGAUGGCGGUAGGCCUGAGCCAGAAACAAUCCUCCAGGCGUGCCAGGCCCAGGUUGCCGAGCUGGAGCAAUGGCUAGACAAGGCUAAAAUGUCCCUGGGGUCAGACACCCAGACCCCCAAAAUGCAACAGAUGGUGGAACCGCAGCUUGCUGAUUGCCAGGUGAUGUUAUCAGAGAUUGAACAAAAGGUCCUUUCUUUACUGGAAGAUUGUGGAGAUAGUGCAGACUGCCAACAAGAGACAGAGGCUCUUUCCUUGAAGCUGAAGGAAGUGAAGUGCAAUUUAGAAAACGUCCAGUUGAUGCUUCAAGACAAAUACAAUGAAGAGCAGGAUCUGAAAGUAAAAGGAGCUGAGCAGAAAAGCCUCAUUGACUUCAUUGAGUCAUGCAUGGAAAAAAUGCAGCCACAGUUUGAGGACAGCGUGACUCAGAAAUUAAAAUCAAGCAAUGGAGAACCUGACCCAAAGAACAAGCAGGCUGAUCCCACCUUAACUCCAAAGGACCAAAUGGGUAAUAAAUGGCAGUAUUUACAACAAGAGCUGUCGUCAAAGAUGAAGUCUCCACUCUGCCAGCUUGUGGAACCUCAGAUUACAACAAAGAUGAACGUGCUGCCCCGAGGCACAUUUGCUACUGCAGGAACUCCAACUGUGGAAGAACUGAAAACCUACACGGUCCAGCUGGGAGACCUAAGCCAAGAAGCAAAUGUGGUGCAUGCACAGGAUAAUGUGGCAGAGAAGGUCUCUUCCAAUUUGGACAGAAAAUUGUUUGAGCUGCUUCUGGCAAUCAGCCGAUGUUUGAAUAACACGGAGGAGAUGUUGAACACCUCAGUCCUCUCCACUGAAGAGGCAGCUGUGCAGCAGGCUCUUUACGAGACUCUUUCUGUCGAGCUGCAAAAGCUUCACACUGAUCUGAGUGAUAAAAAGGAUGAUCUUCUGAAGUCUAUUAGCUGUGCUGGUGGGAGCACGGAUGUGUUCUGUGAGUGCUUUAACAACUUGCAGGCACGGCUGGAACAAACUCAAGCUGCCACUGCUUUCAGGAGCAACUCCAUGAAAGCUGGCCUGGAUCAUAAUAGCAAUUAUCAGAAUGAAACCAGGCUGCUCUAUGAUCAGUUAACUGAGAAAAAAGCUACUCUGCAGCAAUGCUUGAAUGCUAUACAUGGACAUGUUUCUGAACAGCUUCAGAAAACUGAUGCCUGUGCUUUGGAGCUGCAAAACUUUGAAAACCAAGUAGCAAAAUUGAGAGGCCACGGGGAAAGAUUUCAGCUACCUAUCACCUUAAUCCAGGAAGUUUAUAAAUUAGAGGAUGUUUUGGAUGACAUGUGGGGCAUUCUCAAAGCAAAGUAUGUGGAGCUGAACUCUCCUUCCAUCAGCGAGAGCCAGUAUGAGAGCUUACUCCAUGGAUUUGCAGAGCUGGUAGCUAUUGCACGGGAGAAGAUUGCACAAGAUCCAAAGCAGCUAAUGAAAAGCAGAGCAGCUCUACAGUCUCACCUGCAAAAUCACAAGGACUUUUUCCACAACCUCAUGACCCACAUGACUUUCAUGCAAGCAUUUUCCAAGAAAGUGACUCCCUCCAUCCUACAAAAGAGAGAGAAAUUCUGGAGAGAGCUGGUCAAUGAAGUCAAGUUGCUGGAGCAUAAGGCCUGCCAGUAUGGUAUACACUUGGAGAGCCUGUUAAAGGAAUGGAUGGAAUUUGAUGAUGAAUGCCUAAUUAUCAAUAAGGAGUUAGAGGCACUUGCCUCUACAUUGCCUUCUGUGAAUUUGGUUGAAGAAACAGAAGAAAGAUUAAUGGAAAGGAUUACACUUCUGCAGCAAAUCAAAAGCAGUGUCGAUGAAAAGCAUGCCAGGCUUUACCAGAUGGUGAAAGAAGGGAAGAAAUUGCUGACUGCUGUGAACUGUCCAGAAAUAAGAAGCCAGAUUGGGAAGCUGGAAGAGCAGUGGUUGUCUUUAACCAAAAAAGUUGGCCAUGAAUUACAGCGACUUCAGACGUUACUCAAACUCUUGGUCAGCUACAACAGAGACUCAGAGGAAUUAAUGAAAUGGCUGGAUUCUGCUCAGCAGAGAAUGAACUUCUGGAAGGAGCAGUCUCUCAAUGUGUCACAGGAUCUUCCCACCAUCAGGGAUAACAUCAACAGCUUGUCUACAUUCUCUAAGGAAGCUGAUGAAAAAUCUUCCCUGAAGUCAUCUGUGGUGAGCACUGCCAACCAGCUCUUUCACGUGAAGCAAGCUGAUACUGCAGCACUUAGGUCAUCAUUGGCAAAGUUUGAGCAAAAAUGGGGAGAACUGAUUAUAGAGCUCCCAGCCAUCCAAGAAAAGCUGCACCAGCUUCAGAUGGAAAAACUCUCAUCACGGGAAGCUAUUGCUGAACUAAUGGCCUGGCUGGACCAUGUGGAGCAACAGCAGGGACAUGAGGAGCCAAUAAAUUCACAAUGUAGCACUGCCCAAGUCAGAAGCCUCCUUCAGAAGUACAAGGAAUAUACGAUGGAAAUGAACUUUAAACAGUGGAUGGUAGACUUUGUUAACCAGUCACUCUUGCAGAUGAGCACUUGUGACGUGGAAAGCAAGCGGUAUGAAAGGACAGAAUUUGCCGAGUGUCUUGGAGAGAUGAACCUGCGGUGGCACAGGCUGCAGGCGUCUCUGAACAGAAAGGUACAAGACCUGGAGCACGUUUUAGAGGACAUUACUGAAAAUGAGAACAAAGCACAGACUCUGCGCAACUGGCUGGAAGCUCAGAGUGAUCGACUGAGAUCCUUACAAACCCCAGCAAGUCUGAUUUCUGCACAGAACACAUUAGAUGACUGCAAGGAGCUAGAAAAUCAACUUGCAACUAAAACCAAAAUUCUUGAUGAGCUCAAACAGAGUUUGGCUGUGAAUGGUAGUGCAGAACAAGCUCCAGAAGCUCUGUCUCUCAGGAUAGCGGAGCUGUGUGACAUGGUGGACAGCAUUGUAAGCCAGGUUGCACAGUUAAAGACCUCAAUGCAGUCAAUACUGGAGCAGUGGAGAGCAUACGAUGAAGUUUAUGUGGAAGUCAGCCUGAUGACAAUGAGGUAUUUGUACUGCAUAGACCAGUGCAAACCUUCUGUGCUGUCACUGGAAGCUUUGAAAAACCAGGUGAAAACUCUCCAGUCCCUUCAAGAUGAAUCGGAGAACAGUGAAGAAAGUUGGGCCAAGCUCCAGGCUGCUGCCAGUAAGCUGAAGAAGAGCUGCUCUCCCUCCUCUGCAGAGAUUAUUGAACAGAAGUGCAUGAAGGCACACACCAGGUGGAACUCAGUAAAUGAAGACAUCACAGACCAACUGCGGACAGCACAAGUGACCCUGCAGCUUUGGGAGCCCUUCGAUGCUUUAUGCACAGAGGCAGCAGCCAAGUUACAACAGCACGAAGAGCAGUGCACGCAGCUCUUGGAUGCUCACAUCCCUGAGCAUAACAUGAUAGAAACCCUGAAGCAGAGAAUACAGGACAUAAAGAAUUUACAGCACAGCCUUCAAAACAUAACAGGAUGCCGUACCCAGAUUUCUUUGCUGGCAGAUCGGAUCAAACAGCAGGCUUGCGCAGCUGCACAAACAGUUCUGCUGGAGAAGCUGCAGCCGCUCCAGAGAGCCUUCUAUUUGGAAAAGAUGCUGCAGAAGAAGUUAGAUGAAUUUGAGUUCAACCUUUUACAACUGGAGGAUUUCCAGAACUCCCUUGAAACGCUGGAGGGUCACGUCAAGAAUUGUACAGAUGCCUUCGAUAGCCUCUGUCUAGAGGGAGAAACAGAGAGCUCAGAAUUGCUCCUGAAUCACACACUGGAGCUUGCUGCACUUUCUCCAAGCAUAGAGAGUUUAAAUGAAGCAAGCAUUAAGCUGCCACUCAGUGACUUCACCCUGAAGAAAAUGCAGAGCCUGACUCGGCAGUGGAGUCAGAAAACAGCAACUGCUCUGGAACGCUGCAGUGUGCUUGAGGGAGCUCAAGAUGAUGAAAAGACAUUCUUUCAGAAAUGUGAAAACUGGAUGAAAUUCCUAGAAAAAAUGAAAGAGGCCUUAAAAAUAAAUAUUCCAGGACUGUUUGAAGAACUAGAGGAGCAACAGAGAGUAUAUGAGAUGCUGCAAACUGAGAUUUCCAUAAAUCAGCAGACAUUUAAUUCUAUCAUAGCAAAAGUUCUACUCUCCUUGGAAUCUGGAGAAGCAGAGAAAAGAACAGAGUUUAUUUCCAAGCUCACGUUGCUGAAAGAACAGUGGCAGAGUGUUAUCCGGAUGGUUCAGCAGAGGAAGAAAGAUAUUGAUGGACUCGUGAGCCAGUGGCAGCUCUUCAGGAGUUCCCUGCAGAGUCUUAGCAGGUUUCUUGCUGAUACAAACAGUUUCCUCAUAGCUAUGAAGAGCCAGGACUGCUAUAGCCUUCACCAGCUUAGAAAUCUAAUUCAUGAUUUCAAGAGCAAGGCAGUGAUUCUCCAGAGAUGGCAAGCCAUGUACUCCGUAAUCAUCGAUGUCGGGGAGAAGCUGCGUACUGUAACCGAUCCCGAAACCAGCGCUGUCCUCCAGGAGGAGCUCAGCCAGUUACAGCAGCAUUGGGGGGACACCCAGGUCCAGCUAGAGAAGAAGAAGGUGCAGCUCAGCAGCACCCUACAGAGUUGGGACUGCUGUGAAAAGCAAACCAAGGAAUUAGAAAGCAGGCUGCAAGAGCUGAAGGAGAAAAUAAAAGAUCCACUUCCAGUUGAGCAUGAAGAGCUCUACAAAGCCAAGGAACACAUUAAGGAGCUGGAGCAGUCGCUGGCGGACUGGGCCCACAACAUGAAGGAGCUGCGGGCCAUGAAGGUGGAGCUGGCUCACUGCAUCCUCACCGAGGACAUGGUGGUGCUCAGGGAGCAAGUUGAACAUUUGCACCGGCAGUGGGAAGAGCUCUGCUUGCGAGUGUCUCUGCGAAAGCAGGAGAUCGAGGACAGGCUCAACGCCUGGAUUGUGUUCAAUGAAAAGAACAAGGAGCUGUGCUCCUGGCUGGUACAAAUGGAGAGCAAAGUGUUGCAGACGGCAGAUGUUAGCAUCGAAGACAUGAUAGACAAAUUGCAGAAGGAUUGCAUGGAAGAAAUAAACCUGUUCAGUGAAAACAAGCUUUACUUGAAACAAAUGGGCGAUCAGCUAAUCAAGACCAGCAACAAGAGCCGAGUUGCAGAAAUAGACGAUAAACUCAACAAAAUCAAUGACCGCUGGCAGCAUCUCUUUGAUGUCAUUGGAGCACGGGUGAAGAAACUGAAGGAAACGUUUGCUUUCAUACAACUAUUGGACAAAAACAUGAGUAACCUUCGCACCUGGUUGGCCCGGAUUGAGUCUGAGCUUUCCAAACCUGUUGUUUAUGACAUCUGUGAUGACCAAGAAAUCCAGAAGAGGCUGGCAGAACAGCAGGACCUGCAACGAGACAUAGAGCAACACACCGCAGGGGUGGAAUCCGUGUUUAACAUUUGCGAGGUCCUGCUGCACGAUUCAGAUGCGUGUGCUAAUGAGACAGAGUGUGACUCCAUCCAGCAGACUACCAGGAGUUUGGACAGACGGUGGAGAAACAUUUGCGCCAUGUCUAUGGAGAGGCGAAUGAAAAUCGAGGAAACCUGGCGCCUAUGGCAGAGGUUUUUGGACGACUAUUCUCGCUUUGAAGAUUGGCUAAAAGCAGCUGAACUAGUAGCAGCUAAGCCUAAUUCGUCAGAGGUCUUGUACAUACAUGCCAAGGAGGAGCUGAAAAAAUUUGAGGCCUUCCAGCGGCAAAUUCACGAACGACUCACACAGUUGGAGCUGAUCAAUAAGCAGUACAGGCGCCUUGCCCGUGAGAACCGCACCGACUCAGCCAGCAAAUUGAAGCAGAUGGUACACGAAGGCAACCAGCGCUGGGAUAAUCUCCAGAAACGAGUGGCUGCCAUUCUGAGGAGACUCAAGCACUUCACCAAUCGGAGAGAUGAGUUUGAGGCGACGAGGGAAAGCAUCCUUGUUUGGCUCACAGAAAUGGACCUCCAGCUGACAAACGUGGAGCACUUCUCAAAAAGUAACAUUGAUGACAAAAUGCGCCAGUUAAACGGUUUCCAGCAGGAAAUAACACUGAACACCAAUAAGAUUGAUCAGCUAAUCGUUUUUGGGGAGCAGUUGAUUCAGAAGAGUGAGCCUUUGGAUGCUAUCCUGAUUGAAGACGAAUUGGAAGAACUUCAUAGAUACUGUCAGGAAGUGUUUGGACGAGUUGCUCGGUUCCAUCAAAGACUGACUUCAAGGCAUCCUGGAUUGGAUGAUGAAAAAGACACCUCUGAAAAUGAGACAGAUCCAGAAGACUCGAGAGAAAUCCAGAAUGAUCCCUGGCAUAAGAAGGCCAUCAGCGAGGGGCCCUCUUCACCACCGUCCCUUUGCCACCUUAUGCCCCCUACUCAAGGUCAUGAGAGAUCGGGCUGUGAAACCCCUGUCAGUGUCGACUCCAUCCCCCUCGAGUGGGAUCACACAGGUGAUGUGGGAGGUUCUUCCUCUCAUGAAGACGAAGAAGAAGCAACAUACUACAGUGCUCUGUCAGAUGUAGAAAUCACUGAAAAUCCUGAGGCAUAUCUUAAAAUGACCACAAAAACUUUGAAAGCAUCUUCUGGAAAGUCUGUUUCAGAAGCUCACCCUUGGCAUUCUCCAGACAGCCCAGUCUGCAGGAAACACCGAUACAGCCAGGCAGAGGUGGUUGGAAAUGUGUUGUCUGGUCCAGAGACAAGUACUCCGUAUAAGUCAGACUAUGUGAAGCAGCUCAGCUCUGCAAGCAGCAGCAGCAUCAACCAGGAGAAAAUCACAUCUACAAACAUGAGUGAUGAAGAACCCCAAGAUGACCAAGAGCUUGUGAAUAUAGCAGCUGUGGAGAAGCAGUCAGGCAUUAUUGAUAGGUGGGAGCUCAUCCAAGCUCAAGACCUCAGAAAUAAACUUAGGAUGAAGCAGAAAUUGCAGCAGUGGCAGCAGCUGAACUCAGAUCUCAGCGACAUCUCUGCUUGGCUUGAUAAAACUGAGGAGGAGCUGGAAGAGCUGCAAAAAGUGGAACCUCCAACCACCAUGCAAGCAUUGGAACAAAGGGUCAAAAAAUUGAAGGACAUGCUUAAAGCAUUUGAUAACUACAAGGCAGUGGUGCUUUCCAUCAACCUGAGCAGCAAAGAAUUCCAGAAAGCGGAUAGCACAGAGUUCAAAGAGCUUCAGAACAGGCUUCGGAAGGUGAACUUGCACUGGGAGAAAGCGACUCACGCGUUGGACAACUGGAGGAGAGGUUUACAGCAAGCCCUGCUGGAUUGCCAGGACUUCCAUGAUCAGAGCCAAAACCUAAUCCUGUGGUUAGCAAGUGCUGAUAGCCGAAGGAAUGAAGCACAAAUCACCGAUCCAAAUGCUGACCUCAAUGCAAUACUGGAAUGCCAAAAGGAGCUGAUGCAACUGGAGAAGGAGCUGGUGGAACAGCAGCUUAAAGUAAACUCGCUUCAUGAACUCACAGCUUACCUGCUGCUUAAAUCAGAUGGUGAUUACGUGGAAGCUGAUGAGAAGGUCUGUGUAAUUGGAAGGAAACUGAAACAGCUUAUUGAGCAAGUUUCACGUGACUUAAAAACAAUACAAGGAAAUCUGGUGAUAAAGGUAUUUAUAAAUGUUCCAGAUGACUUGGACUCAGGAAUCUGCAAUCCCGUUGCAGUGAAAUCCAGCCCUGCUGUGAGGAAGAGCACCGUAAGGAGAACUGCAGAUGGCAGAGACAGCAGCAGCACAAGACAUGAAAGCCAUCCACAACCUGUUCAAGCCAUUCCUCGGUCUCCUUCCUUCUUUUACCGUGUAUUACGAGCAGCUUUACCUCUCCAGUUGUUCUUUCUGCUGCUUUUACUUCUGGCUUGCAUGAUUCCUUCUUCUGAGGAAGACUACAGCUGCACCCAGGCAAACAACUUCGCCCGUUCCUUCUAUCCCAUGCUGCGGUACACCAACGGGCCUCCACCAACUUAG
Molecule: messenger RNA, 9741 nt
Organism: Mesitornis unicolor (brown roatelo)
Lineage: Eukaryota; Metazoa; Chordata; Aves; Mesitornithiformes; Mesitornithidae
Product: nesprin-2-like
Exons: 63
Cellular component (GO): membrane
Molecular function (GO): protein binding
Source: RefSeq, a predicted model, not a curated record